This is a messenger RNA of Anarrhichthys ocellatus (wolf-eel), 6095 nucleotides long. RefSeq names its product estrogen receptor 2a (gene esr2a). Gene Ontology annotation, cellular component: nucleus. The coding region runs from base 2493 to 4136 and encodes 547 amino acids. Gene Ontology annotation, molecular function: steroid binding; nuclear estrogen receptor activity; sequence-specific DNA binding. Gene Ontology annotation, biological process: regulation of DNA-templated transcription; estrogen receptor signaling pathway; cellular response to estradiol stimulus. The transcript has 9 exons. NCBI's taxonomy places the organism in Eukaryota, Metazoa, Chordata, Actinopteri, Perciformes, Anarhichadidae. The record is from RefSeq and is a predicted model, not a curated record.
UAUUCUAGUUUUUUAGCAAAUUGCUCUUGUCACACUGCUGAUUGCAUUUAUUAUACAUUAUAUGUAUUUGUUUAGAGACUGUUUUCACUGUAAAGAUCUUUUUUGGUUUGGUGUCAUGCAGAGAUUUUAGGAAAUGCAAGGAAAUUAAUGUUAUAGUUCCGUAUAUUAUUUAGAGAGGUUAACAUUUUCAUUGUCAUUUUUUUUUUUUUUUUUUUAUUCGGAACAUCCUUUAUUAUAGAGCAGUGAAGAAUGUGACUUAACCUAUCACACCGCCUUCUAUGUUUAAUGUUCAAGUUUAAUUCAUAAGUACCUGCUGUAACUGUAAAGCAGACAUCUCUUGCUGUGAACCCGAGGUUUUUUUUUCUACAGCGGGGCAAACAAUUCACUGAGAUUUUCCACAUUCUCUGGUGCUAAUCAGCACUCCCACUCCCUCACUGUAUAUAGUAAUGUAUGGCUUCUUUCUGCCAAGCGGCUCUCGCAUCUGUUUCCGGCUGACUUUAGGGAUGCAGUGAGGUUUUAGGAUGGGAAAACUACAUGACCUUGGGCUUUUGUGUAAAAGGCAUGCACUUCUGGCUAAUGACCAAGAACAGUACUGUCACUUCAGAUAUUGCUUUAUUUGGCUUUGGGAUUUGUGUAUACUUUUGGGGGACAUGCUCGGUGCAUGUCUGUAUGUGUGCAAUGCAUUUAAUGUAUAAGCUGCAUGAAUGUUUGCCAACUGUAUGAAUAUUGAGGUUGCCUGGUGUCCAAUCUUCCAUACCAAGCCAAAAAACGCUGUACCUACAUAUUUGUUAAGACCAGAUUUAUACAUUCUUCCCUGUUUCCUGCAGUAGAACAAUCCAUUUUGAUGCUCAAACGUCUUAAUUAUUGAGUUUUGUUAUGCUACACGAAUGAGACAGAAGCUAAAUUCAAUUAUAUCGAAAUAACAAAGCAACAGUGGACAAACUGCUAAAAGCUAACUAGCACUAGCUAAGUAGCACUAAUUGCCGCCUCUGCCUCUUGAGGAGUUUACGUGAUUUGAUGUGGUUAAGAUGCCUUUAAAUCACAUAUUUAAAUGUAUUUAAUUAAAGGUUCCUUUUAUUAAACUAGCUAAUUAGUUCAAAUAGACAAGAAAGUUGAAGAAGCAAGAACAUAUUUUGUUUGUAGAUGUGUUUUUUGUGCACCCUUUAGAUUGCCCCCCCUAGCGCAGUACCUAGCCUAAAUGUUGCUAUAUGCAAGGUAUGUGGCAAUGGUUAUAAUCAGCCUGAAAAGACAUACAAUUUAAGUAUUAACAGUUUAUAAUUGUUAUGCACAGUUUGGCUAAAAAGCGGCAAACUUUUUUUUUGUUCCUUUUUUUUAUAUUGGUGCAGUUACUGCUCUGUGCCUUUUGAUGCACUAUAGAGAGCAGCAUAUACUCCUGCAAAGCAGCUGACUUGGAUGCUCUGGACUACACACUAUCAGACCUGUGUGUUCUGUAUUAUAGCCCUGUAAGGUAGUAAUGGUGGAGAGACACCUUCCUCAAGACAUUUAAACCUCACACCUUAAAACUUCAUUUCAAUAAAGCCACGGUGGUUUACUGUAUAUUCCUUAGCGUUUAUUGUCCGUGUGAGCUGGAGGAGAGCAGAAGGUUUUCUUUCACAAUUAGCUGCCAGCUGCUGGAGAGUGUGACAGUGAAGCGGUUUGAAGGGUAGGUCAAAGCUUCAAAGGAAACUCUUCCACAUCUGCUUUCACCUCCAAAUGGCAGAUGAAGCAACCAAAUGUUGCCACAGUCUCUUUUCUGUUCUCUUAAAGUGACUCAUUUGUUUUAGGAGUCAGUUCAUUGGCUACAAACACAAGGGCGUUGGAAACUUAGUGAAACGAAACAGCGCUUUCCUUUAAAUUGCUUUCAGGAACAUAUGACCUGUAGAUCUUUACGAUAGCCUCACAAGUGUAAUGACAUUUUUAUUUGCGUUUGCGUAUUAUUGAUGGUAGGGCCGCAUAUUUUGAUAAGACGGUGUAUUACUUCAUUUCAUCAAUCAUUUUCCAGGAUUGGAGCAGAAACAGAUGACCUGGCAGGCGGCGCUAAUAAACCUCAAACGCAGAAUACCUCCAACUCGUUGAUUUCCUGCCAUCGCAUCAGUCUAGAAUGAUUUUGGGUGGAUAGCGCUCCAUGUGCGACCACUCAAUGAUGUGACAUGGCUGGACAGAGACUGAGCACUGAAUAUCUCCCCUGCUCUGGGAAGAACGGACUGUGUUCACUACCCUCUGGAUAUCAGUUUGAUCAUGUGAUCCAUCUUGCAUUUUAUGGGUGAGCAGAGUCAAGUCAGCCAAAGGAGUCAUUCAUCGCUCUGGGAGUCUACAAUGUGAGCUCAUGAGAAACAUUAAACAACGCCGGCCUGUGUUGGUAGAUCUGCUGGUCUUUGCUUUGGUAUUUCAAAGCCAGUGAACUUGACACCAGGAGAUAACUCCAUCCUAGGCUCAUAUUCUUUGUUGAUGAUGCGUUAAAGCCGGGGAUACGGAGACCGUCUAUAGUUGCGAUGGCCGCUGCCUCCUCCCUAGAAAAGGAUCAGCCCCUCCUCCAGUUCCAGGAGGUGGACUCCAGUCGAAUUAACUGUCGCGUCCUUCCUCCGGUCCUCAGCUCCUCCUCUCCUGGCUUUUCCCUGGAAACAAGCCAGCCCAUCUGCAUCCCGUCCCCCUACACCGACCUCGGCCACGACUUCACCACCAUACCUUUCUACAAUCCAACUAUCUUCACUUAUGCCAGCCCGGGCAUUUCAGACUGCCCCUCCAUCCAUCGGUCACUAAGCCCCUCCUUAUUCUGGCCCAGCCACGGCCACGUGGGGGCACCCAUAACCCUGCGCCACUCCCAGACUCGGCCUCAGCACGGGCAGCCAAUCCAGAGUCCAUGGAUGGAGCUGACGCAGCGGGACAGUGUCUUAACAACCAGUAAGAGUGUGAGGAGGCGUUCUCAGGACAGCGAGGAAGCCGUGGUGUCAUCUGGCGGGAAGGCCGACCUCCACUACUGCGCCGUGUGUCACGACUACGCCUCGGGCUACCACUACGGCGUCUGGUCAUGUGAGGGGUGCAAGGCCUUCUUCAAGAGGAGCAUCCAAGGACACACUGACUACAUCUGUCCAGCAACCAAUCAAUGCACUAUAGACAAGAACCGCCGCAAGAGCUGCCAGGCGUGUCGCCUUCGCAAAUGCUGUGAAGUUGGCAUGACCAAGUGUGGUAUGCGAAAGGAGCGUGGAAACAAAAGGAACCCCCAGGCGAGGCGAGUGACCCGUCUGUCCUCACAGGGCAGAACCAACGGACCAAAGAUGUUGGCCGGACCAGCGAUCGGUUUGUUAAACGAGCCCCACCCUCCCGCACUGACCCCAGAACAGCUGAUCGGGCGGAUAAUGGAGGCGGAGCCGCCGGAGAUCUACCUCAUGAAGGACAUGAGGAGGCCGCUGACUGAAGCAAACGUCAUGAUGUCGCUCACCAACCUGGCUGAUAAGGAGCUGGUUCACAUGAUCAGCUGGGCCAAGAAGAUUCCAGGGUUUGUAGAGCUCAGCCUUUUGGACCAAGUGCACCUGCUGGAGUGCUGCUGGCUGGAGGUGCUGAUGAUCGGACUGAUGUGGAGAGAAGAGGGGAACUGUGUCCAGGGGCUCUCAGAGAUCUUUGAUAUGCUGAUAGCUGCUACGUCCAGGGUGAGAGAACUCAAGCUCCAGAGAGAGGAGUACGUCUGCCUCAAGGCCAUGAUCCUCCUUAACUCCAACAUGUGCCUCAACUCGUCGGAGGGCAGCGAGGAGCUGCAGAGUCGCUCCAAGCUGCUGCGUCUUCUGGACGCCGUGACGGACGCUCUGGUGUGGGCCAUCGCCAAAACCGGCCUCAGCUUCCGCCAACAGUACACCCGCCUCGCCCACCUGCUCAUGAUGCUCUCACACAUCCGCCAUGCCAGCAACAAAGGCAUGGACCACCUCCACUGCAUGAAAAUGAAGAACAUGGUGCCUUUGUAUGACCUGUUGCUGGAGAUGUUGGACGCCCACAUCAUGCACGGCUCCCGUCUGCCCCGCCGGCCUUCCCAGCAGGAGCCCGGGGACCAGGCGCAGGUUGCUGCUCGGCCCCACGGCUCCAGUAGCGGACCCUCGGAUACCUGGACUCCCAGCAGCACUGCGAGCGGAGGUGAACGGAAGUAGUUCGAUGCAAUGAGUUUUCACCGCUUUUGCACGAAAGUAAUUCACGAGACUGAUGAGACUUUUUGCUGGAACAUUUGGCUGAAUUCUGUGACAACGUGUACUCAUGAUAGUGAACUUUUGAAUCGUAGGACGUUACUCUGCAGACAGACCAAACUCUCUGUAUUCACAGCCUUAUCACUACAUAUUGAAAAAUUAGAAUGGAAACCAAUUCUUAUUGAUAAUUUGGCCUGGAGCACCAGCUCUUGUUUAAACGUUGAUGUAAUAUGUUACUGCCAUGAUUCUCUUGAGCUGAGAAGCUAAUUUCAUAUUCAAAUAUUUAUCGUCCGUGUCUGGUAUUGUUCUGGAGGUCCAACAGAGAGCGCUGGGUGUAAAUAAUGACAAAAAGAGAUAUGCACAAGCCCUGUUGGAUAUAGAUGGGUUUGGGUGAUGCGAUGAUAUAUAAAAAGACAAUAAAGUGAAUUGUUAAUCUUAUUUCGAGGUAGCUGUUUAUUUAAUGGCUGAGUGUAUAUUCAAUUUGCAUAUUUUUUUUUUUUCAUCCAAAUGAUAAAAUACCUAAAAAGGUAUUUAUUUCUCUGGACUAGACAAACAUUCCCAUCUAUUCAUUUAAUCUAUAAAUUGAUCAAUACCACUCUCCCAUCUCUGCGAUAAAUAGGUAUCGCAGGCGGUUAGCUUAGCAUAAAGACGGGGGAAAACAGCUAGCUAACGGCGCCUCUGAAACUCACUAAUAAUAUAUAAUGAUAUGUUGGUUGUUUAAUAUGUACAAAAAACAUAACCAAUGUGACAUUUUAGGGUUUUUUUUUGUACAGAUUAAACAAAUGAGAUAUGUUGGUGAGCUUUAGAGUUGCUGGUAACAACAAGUUUCUGUCAUAAUUGACGUACACAGACAUCAAUGGUUUCGAUCCUCUCGUCUAACUCUUGCCGAGAAAUGCAAGCAAGUGUACUCUAUUCACUAUUUAUUUAAUGCAAAAUUACAUAUCAUGUGAUAGAAGACGGUAUAGUUAUUUAGUUAGCAUUCAACAACUACAGCACCUGUAAGACUUUGAACGCAUACAUGUGGCUAAAAUAUGGGAACUGCUGCUAAAUGCUAAAAAUUGUUUUGUCUUGGUUAAAAUGAAUAGAAGUCCAUUUUAGUAGUAGACGUAGAUACACAUCUAGCUUAGAACAUUGACAGACAACAUUUCAGUUUCAGGCCACUGAAAGAUUGAAAAAGUAUUUGAGAAUUGAAACCAGCUGUUUUGUCAGAGCAGGGCCUAUUCCUGCUCCUACUGACCACUAGAGGGCGCUUUACAGCUCAUACUCACACCUGAGGGCCUUCUGUAGAUUGGUCAAUUGUCCCUGUACAGUCCUGGCUUCCUCAUCAGAGAUAUAACAUGUGUUUUCAGAGAGGAAAAAGUAUCAUAACCAUUAUUGCUCUUAAGACAACAUUGCACUCGACCUGUGAAGUUUUGCUUAAAGAACAGGAAAAUUAUUUUUGUAUCUUAGAACUGUCUACAGUAGCUCGUCAUCGUGUGCACAGUCGUGCUUCGACAAUCAGGAUCACUGCAAGAAGGGCGCAUAAUAUGUAAAUAUAUGCUUUUCCUCUGGUCACACUCUUUAUGCAUUCUUGCAAACUGUAUUUUGACUGUGUACUUAGGUUGUACUUUAUGUUCCCAGACAAUAUUGUGAUAAUGUGCCUAGUUUGUUUCUGGUGAAAGGACUUCUGGGUAUUCCAUCAAUUAUCAAACGGUAUCUCCAGUGUGUUCCACCAUGCAGUUUGACCGAACUACGAACUAUGUUGUUUUAUAUUUUAUGUCUAAAAAGAUACGUUUACACAAUUAUGUGUAUAAAACUGCCUUAAUUAUGUACGGUUGGCUUCAUAAAAGUAACAUUGCAAUUUUAACUGUUUGAUGUAAAACAAUGGAACGUCAUAAAAUGAAUGGAUAAUGCAUACAUUUGAAUUAAAAAACAUCUGAUAAAAGC